Sclerotinia borealis F-4128 is the source of this 4953-nucleotide messenger RNA. NCBI's taxonomy places the organism in Eukaryota, Fungi, Ascomycota, Leotiomycetes, Helotiales, Sclerotiniaceae. The record is from the annotation of a GenBank genome assembly.
AUGGGAAAACGACAAUUCACAUCGCAAGCUUCUAGCACUCGUGCUGCCACUGCCACUGCCACUGGUGCAGGCUUUAGCUCUGGCUCUGGCUUUACUACAACAUCUACUAGACUAUCAUACCUUACGGAACCAUCAAACCUCUCUUCCAUUAGCGAUGCCAAUGUCGUGGUAUCAUUCAAAAAUCUUUCCAAAAAAGAUGCAACAACCAAAACGAAAGCUUUAGAGGAUCUGCGAGCAUUCAUCCAAAAUCAACCAUACGAGCAAGGAGGCGCGGAAGAGGCAAUUUUAGAAGCUUGGGUCAAUGUCUACCCUCGAGUCGCCAUAGAUAACUCACGUCGAGUUCGGGAGCUAUCCCACAGCAUACAAUAUGAGCUUUUGAAAUCGGCCAGGAAAAGAAUGGAAAAACAUAUACCAAAGAUUGUGGGAAGCUGGCUGGCAGGAACAUAUGAUAGAGACCGAGCAGCGGCGCGAUCUGCUACUGAUGGACUUACAUCUUUUCUUGAUACGGAUGCUAAAAUGAAUCUGUUCUGGAAGCGUUGUCAAAACGAGAUCCUCGACUAUGCAGAAGAAGCCUUGCAUGAGACCCCUGAUACCCUAAGUGACGAAAGAUCCGUUCCGAAAGAAGAUGCCGAUGAAAAGUACUAUCGAGUGAACAGCGCGAGUGUCUCUCUUCUUGCUAAUCUGCUAGCCAGACUCAGCAAUGAUGAUAUAUUUAAACAUCGCGACAGGUACGAAAAGGUUAUUUUCAGUAAUAAGAAACUAUGGACCCUGGCUUCAUGUGAGGAUUCUUCUGCGAGAAAAAGUACCGACAAAUUACUUGUGCUUUGCGUUGAGAAGCAAACUCAACUGGUCGAGAACAACCUGGAAACUAUCAGUCGUGCCUUCAUAUCUAAAGCACUGAGAUCGCCUCAAUCAACAUCUGCACUGCAACUAUUGCAGACUUUACAUCAAUUAACGAAACAAUUUCCCGAAGUAUGGACUUCUGCAUACAAAGGCAAACACACCGCUACAGAUGACUUGAAGUCUUUUAUUCGAAAAGGUUCACAAGGCUCUUCCCAUGCGUAUUGGCAGACAUUGCGAGCUCUUGUGGCGAUUUUGCCAAUAGCUGUCCUACCUCAAGAACCUGAUUCUAUCCUGGAGUUUCUGGACGCAUUCCGCAAGAGCAUCAAUCAAAGAGAGGAAAACAAAGCCAACGCGUCGGAAGCAUGGCUUGCUUAUGGAGGGACCGCCAAUAUCUGCAUUGGAAAACUUUCAAGUUCUCAGCAAACGGAAGUUGUACAGAGAUCGGUGUAUCCUAUGUUUGGACAUUAUCUUCAUCCCUCCUCAAAUACUUCCGAAUGGCUGAUCAGAAGUAAUACUCCAAUUUCGACUAUAUCUUCUUUCAUCUCUACUCUAGUAAAGAACGCCAAUUUACAACCGUCCCUCCAAGAAGAAUGGCGAAAGCUUGCUCAAGAAUUCAUUACAAAAAUGCAAACAUCAAUGCCUGAGCAAUCUAAAGACUAUUCAUUGUCUCAAGAUGCGGUCAUCACCGAAGGCCAUCGGUGGUUCUCGCUUUUGUCAGAAAUUUUCAAGUUACAAGACGUGACAACCGAUCAAAAUCCUCUUCUUCAACCAUCGAGCGAAAUCAUUAAUAAUGCUCUUCAGGUAAUUAUUAAUAGGAAUGGGAAACCAUACUCUGCCAGUUCAGUAUUGAAGACCGCGUUGAAAUUCUCUCCGCAGCUACUAGAAGCUUCUCCCUCGACCUUAGGGGCCAUAACAUCAUUUAUGGAGGACCAUCUUCCCAAAUUGAUUUCGUCUCCAUCAUCAUCAUAUUUGGUUUCAGCUUUGAACCAGUUUCGUUCACUUCCCAGACAGCAAGAAGUUUACAAGAGCACCUGGCAGGCAACUAUCAACGGUCUGUUAUCGGCUCCCAAGGACUUACAACGACAAACAGCCAUUACAGCACUAAUGUCUUCUAACGAUGUUGCGGAUUUGGUUUGUGAUAAUCAGGCGCUCCAAGAUUAUAUUUUGGAAACUUCAUCCGAGGUAGUCAAAGGUAACAGCGAGGGAUGGUCCCUACUCGAGGCGGCAGUAAAUUUCAACGGAUUCUCCAAGUCAACGGAACAUUUAUUGCUGCAAACCUUGAUUUCAGCACUGAGUGCUUCCAACUCUAGCAUUAACCUCGCCUUUCAGGCACUUGAGUUACUAACCAAACGACGGCCUGAGGCUAUUCGAGAAGGAGAUGCGCACGUAGAUCUGAUCACGAAGCUUUUGGCAUUGACAGAGCUACCAGAUUCUGAGCUUGGUAGGCGGGCCUUGACUUUACGAUCGUUAGUCGACUCCCCAGACAACCAAAAUGGCGUUACCGCUUCUUCUGUUGUUCAUAUACUCAAAGAAAACUUGGAAAAUGCAAGUCCCCAAUCAUUGACUAUUGAUACGCUUAUUCAACAGGCAGAAGCAGUCAUUGCUGCCUCACUGGACAAUUCGCAUCAUCCCGAGCUUUUUCCCGAUGUCACAAAAUGGUCUCAAGCCUUAGCUCCUUUGUUGGAUCAAUCGCCAAAUCCUACUUUGGGAGUGAUGAGGCCAUUUGCGGGAGCUGUGUUCUUAGUUCAUACACCAGAAGUCAUUGAGAUUUCCCGACCUGGGAGAGACGCGGAUGGUUAUUCCACAGCUCUAAGGAUGGCCAUGUAUUCGGCACAUUUAGUUCGCGAUCAUCCUGAUCGCUUAUCAAAAGAUGCAUUAGUCGAAGUUAUAUAUCUUAUGUGCAUGACUGUUGAAUUAGCGAAUGAUCAACUAGAUUUGCUGGAGAUCAACAAACUCUUCGCGGUUCCAUCCGCAGAAGUUAUUCUUUGUGUACGCGAAUUCUCGGAUAGGAUAUAUCGAGAGUCAUUACCCUUCAUCCUGCUCCAUUCGAAAGCUUGGCGAGAUGGAUUUGAGUCGGGCUCGCCGCUUGAAUUUUCUGGUGUGGUUCAUUCCCUUGUUUUGAAGCUUAUAAAUGCUUCUCGCGGCAAUACCUCUACUUCAUUCUACUCUGCUCGCGUAUUGAGCCAUCUGUUAUCCAAACUUGUUGAACAACAUGGGUGGCAAGCCGUGGGGGGCGAGGAAUGGAUUUCCAAAACUGACGUCCUUAAGUCCUCUACACCGAAUAUCCUUGGGGCUGUUGCCAUUUUGACAGGACUUCAUGAAACCCUUAGUACCAGUCAGCCUGUUAGCAAUCUUUGCAACCAAAUAAUUAGUGAUGUUACGGAUGCUGCUGCUCAAUCCGAAAAGAAUGUUGGCUUACUUGUUCUCCUAAACGCGACUUUAUCCAUAUACGACGACGACGAUCUUCCUGUCGCACAGAACCGAUUGGUGUUUGCAGUGAAGCAAAUCCUUUCAUGGACUCCAGAAGUUGCAGACACCAACUAUCAGCUCUCAUCUGAGAUUUGUCGCGCUCUGCAAAAAUUGCUUCCAGCAAUCAAAUCAGUUUAUGGGUCUUAUUGGGAGAGCACACUUGAGUUUUGCAUCAAAAUAUGGGAAACGAUGGAAAGCGAAGAAUACCAUGAGCAAAAGCUUUCCAUGAUGGGAAUGUCUUUGAAAUUAUUCUCAAAUUUACGAAGCUUGCAAGAUGCCAAUGACGACCUUGACGACGCUUUGACUCAGUAUGGAAAACUCGCAUCUCACUGUUUCAUCAAGCUCAUGAAGCUACCAAGAGUUAAGCCAACACAGCCACUUGAGUUUGUCGACAAUGCCUUAUCGCGACUGAUCGUCAAAAUACCUUCAAGCCACAUUGAAGACGUCUCCGAGUUUUACCCGUUGAUAGCUUCAGAAAAGAGGUUGGUUCAGUCUGCAGCAUUUGAUGUCCUUCAUCGAGCUAUUCCUGCAGAGCAAGAGGAAAUUGCGGUUAACACCCUCCUCGAAAAAAAAGACGCUCAAUUGCCAGAAGAAUUGUUGUCUCUUCUCCUAGACGCACCAUCCAUCCGCGACUUUGACGACGAAGAGCUUGCAAACUUUCCACCAUCGAUUCGAUGCUAUUUACUUUCCUGGCUUUUAGUUUAUGAUUCAUUCAGCACAGCAUCAUGGAAGGUUCGCAAAGACUAUUGCAAUCACCUCCAGUCAGAAAACUGUAUCGGAUCAUUCUUGACAUUUCUCUUCGAUGUCCUAGGGCAUUCAGAAGGUAGACCUAUCAACCUCGAGAGAGCACAUUUUGAUGAAUCAUACAUUCGCUCGUAUGAUGCGGCAUUAGCCGAUGCUGAACCCAGCGAGCGGAAUUUGGAAUGGCUUCUUAUUCAUCUGUAUCAUCUAUGUCUUAAACACACCGGUGAUCUUGCCAAAAAUUGGUUCUCUGAGUGCCAAUCCAAGCAGACCCGUCAGGCAGUCGAAUCAUGGACAGAGAAAAUUUUCACUCCACUUCUGAUCUCGGAUAAGCUCGAUGAAGUCGAAAAAUGGGCAGCUUCAAAAGAAGCAAAAGAAGGAGGCGAGAAAGAGCUUGAUAUCAAGGCCUCAAAGGGCACACGCUCGGUCUUCGCUAGCUACGAAGUUGAUGAAACUAGCAUCCAAAUUGCCAUCCGGUUCCCGCCCAACUACCCAUUUUACAACGUCAAAGUCGAAGGUUUAAACCGCGUUGCCGUACCAGAGAAGAAAUGGAGAAGUUGGCUACUCAUCGUUCAGGGUGCCGUCACAUUUUCAAAUGGCAGCUUGAUCGAUGGACUGACUACCUUCCGUCGCAAUGUUGAAGGUAGUCUGAAGGGACACACUGAAUGUGCUAUUUGCUACAGUAUCAUAUCGACUGACAAGAGAACACCGGAUAAGAGGUGCGGAACUUUAACCAAAGCACGUGUCCUUUAUGCCGCUGCGCUUUUAACUAUGGUCGUUGAGUUAUACGAUAUCUCAAGACGGAGAGCGAAAGAGAUGGUCGAAGAGAAUGUGGAGAAUGUAGCAAAAUAUUUCAAAAAGGUGAUCAAUAGAAACAACGAUUUAUUUUCUAAAUUGUGA